GACACCGAGGAAGAGGAGAAGAAGAAGAAGAAGGCGACCAUGUUGAUUGAAAGGAGGAAGAAACACAAUAGAAGCGAUUUAUCUCAAGUAAAAUUCACUUAUUAAAGCGACUUGCAAAGAAAGUGACCGACCGGCCGCGACCUGGACAUCCCGAGUAUAACAGCAGACAGACUGAGGUGACAAGUUUGAGUCGUUGGCUGACUUUGAGGAGGCAGCGGUUUGAUAGGGGCCACACUCGCACACUUUACACACCGACCUGAAGGACUGAGGAGUCCAGGGAGAGAAGGUCGAACACCUGGAGCAGAGAGGAAACGCACAGUGAGGACACAUCAGGGGUGGAAAGCUGUUUGGCUUUGGACUAGAUAACCCCCUGUAUGACUAGUAUUUUCAGGAUCCUUAUUUUUUCACACGUGGAGCAACAUACACCCACACAGUGGAAAUAACAGAGAAUUACAGACUAUAUGAUUUUGGGGAAAGACUUGUACAAAGUUGGACAUCCUUUUUUUUCCAAGGACAGGGAUAUUGAGCAACUCUUUUCGGACUCAAAGUGGAAACAAGAAAUUGUUCCAUUUAGAAACAGAAGUUUAAGUAUUGAACUAAGAUUAUAUUGAAGAAGCUAUUCCCCAAAUUCAGAUUGCCUUAGUUGUUCUAUUUCAGGACUUGAACCGCUUCGAUACUUGUUCAUAUAUAAUUUUUCUAUAUUGUGGGCAAGUAUAUUCAUGCAUAUUAAUGCAAAUUUCUCUUCAUUUUGAAGAGCUCUUGUGUAAAAACUUUUUUUUGAUGUUCCUGUACGUCAGUCACUCUGUUGUUUGAAGGGGACCGAACUGCACGUACAUGUGUAUAUGUAAAUAAUACGAGUCAACCUCUGUUGUAAAAGCUUUGGACUUUAAAAGAAUAGAGAAUAUUGUUUUGUUAAUGCUUUAUUAAACUUUUUUACUUUUGAAGAGAAUUUUUAAAAGAAAGACCUAAGAGGCAAAAAUUUAAUACUUUGAAGAAAAAAAUAAAUAAACUAAGGCAAGGAAAAAAUGGCAACCGCCAGAACAGAAAACCUUGGCACAGUCGUCAUGGGACUGAACAAGCAGAACGGGCAGCUCAGAGGACAGACCAAACCAGCUUCAGUCCAGCCAGCACCUACAACUCUAGGAAAGGCUAUGGGCGCACUCCAGAAAGCAGGCUGCCCCCCGCAAGAGGGAGGAGGCAUCAAGUUCGGAGACGACUGGAAAAAGAGCCUGAAGCUCCCUCCCAGAGACACCAGGGUCAAAACCUCCGAUGUGACAUCCACCAAGGGGAAUGAAUUUGAAGAUUACUGUCUCAAACGAGAACUCCUGAUGGGCAUCUUUGAGAUGGGUUGGGAGAAACCAUCCCCCAUUCAGGAGGAGAGCAUUCCCAUCGCCCUGUCUGGACGGGAUAUUCUGGCUCGGGCUAAAAAUGGAACAGGAAAAAGUGGAGCCUAUCUCAUCCCCAUGCUGGAGAGGAUAGACCUGAAAAAGGACUACAUACAGGCUAUGGUCAUGGUGCCCACUCGCGAGCUGGCCCUGCAGGUGAGUCAGAUCUCCAUCCAGAUCAGCAAACACCUAGGAGGAGUCAAGGUGAUGGCCACCACCGGGGGCACCAACCUGCGAGAUGACAUAAUGCGCUUGGACGAAAUCGUGCAUGUGGUCAUCGCCACCCCCGGCAGGAUCCUGGACUUGAUAAAGAAGGGAGUGGCGAAGGUGGAUCGGGUCCAGAUGAUGGUGAUGGACGAGGCGGAUAAGCUGCUGUCUCAGGACUUUGUGGUGCUCAUUGAGGAUAUCAUCAGCUUCCUGGCCAAGAACCGGCAGAUCCUGCUCUACUCUGCAACCUUCCCCAUCAGUGUGCAAAAGUUCAUGGCCAAGCACCUUCAGAAACCCUAUGAGAUAAACUUGAUGGAGGAGCUGACUCUGAAGGGCAUUACUCAGUUCUACGCCUACGUCACAGAGAGGCAGAAAGUGCACUGCCUCAACACACUGUUUUCCAGGCUUCAGAUCAACCAAUCGAUCAUCUUCUGUAACUCUACCAAGCGAGUGGAGCUGUUGGCCAAGAAGAUCACUCUGCUGGGCUACUCCUGCUUCUACAUCCACGCUAAGAUGAUGCAGGAAUACAGGAACCGGGUGUUCCAUGACUUCAGAAACGGACUGUGCAGAAACCUUGUCUGCACCGAUCUCUUCACCAGAGGUAUCGACAUCCAGGCUGUCAACGUCGUCAUCAACUUCGACUUUCCUAAGAGCGCUGAGACUUACCUCCAUCGUAUCGGAAGAUCAGGGAGGUUUGGUCACCUGGGGUUGGCCAUUAAUCUCAUCACGUCCGAGGAUCGCAUAAACCUGAAGGCCACUGAAGAGCAGCUGGUGACCGAUAUCAAGCCCAUUCCCAGCAGCAUCGACAAGAGCCUCUAUGUGGCCGAGUACCACUCAUCCAGCGGCGACUGUGACGUGGAGGAAAUCGAAGAGAAAUCAGGACAUCCAGAUGACGGCAUCUAAAAAAAAAUAAAAAUAAAAAAAGGACAUUAGGACACAUCGGGCUCUUAGACAUCAGCGCUCGCAGUCUUCAGGCGACUCUUCAGUUUCACGUUUUCCCCUCAUUUUCAGAGCCUGACAAAUGGAUGUUAUUUUUUGGUUUCUUUUUUUUUUAGCUUUUCCUCAGAGAGCUGCCUCUUAUUUAUUUUGUUUAAUAACUGAGAAAGUUGAAACUAUCAUUUUUCACCAAACUCGCACUAGACCACACAGCACGUGUUUGAGCUUAGAUUAUUUUUCCCUCCUAAAAUACAUUAGAGACCCGCGCAAAUUAUUGUCACAGCUGUUUUGAACCAGUCGUCCUCCGAGGCUUCAUCGCCAGCAGCAACUUCGGUCCGUUUUUAAUGAUACAAUGGUGUGUUUCCACCAGCCAUCGUUCUGUCCACUUACACUGCUGUUGUCACUUAAGUGCCUUACUUACUCCCGUGUGCACUCAUCCAUUCAUAGCCUGCUGUCCUCUGUCAUGCAGCGCAGUGCGAGCACAAAUGAGAUGAACUAAAACCUAAUCUGAUUUUUAUUUAAACAUCGCAUUAUGCAAAGGGGAAAAAAGAUGACACACACACACACACAUACACACACUGUCCUGCAGAGGUGUGUUUGUGUGUGUGUGUGUGUGUGUGUGUGUGUCGAAACACGGCUCAACUCCUCCAACUUUACUGAAUGUGAACGUUGCAAUAAAAAAAAAGGGCAGCUUUAUUUAAAUACUGUGUGACUGUUUUUCCCUCACUACUAAUAAUCCAUGAGCAGAGCUAAUAUCGGAAGACACAAGCCCUCUUACUGAUUCGUGGAUGUUGGCCUGCGACCACACAAACAGCAUGGGAAAUAAUUAGCAGCCACAUGCUGUGACACUAAGGCUGUCGCCUGCCGACAGUCGUUAUUUUGGAGUUUAUCUUGCAUUUAAAAAACACACUUGGCUGGUGAGUCCGGUCAAAUUCAUCGGCCACUGUAGCUGGGAGAUGAAAAUCUGGUUCAAAACAGCUUUGAUAGCAAAACUUGCAAUUUCUACGCUCUCCAUUAUUUGAGCAUCGACGGGUCCAAGACGCAAAGAUUCGCAGGGUUUUUGUGAAGUUUGGUGCCGAGCGACAGUUUGAACUUUCUUCAUCCAUCCACAUCUCCACGUUUCUGACUUACAAUGUGGAAAUAUAAGGUUUAUGAAGCAAACGUUUCUGCAGAUCCUGAAGUGAAACUUUCUUUUUAAGCCCCAUCAUGACACAAUUUAAGUUGGUGAAUGUAUCAGUUGCCAAUGUAAACUCUGCGGCCCAGUGGUUGAACAUGGUUGUUGUUUGUAUGGCUGCUGUUGCAUUAGAAACUCGUAUAAAUGUUAAGAAAAGGUUUCAUGGCUCACAGAUCUGUUCAGUCUGUUGAGAACCACGUUGACCGUCAAUCAGAAAGACAACUGAAAUCAAAAGAAAUGAGUUUCUCUCUAUGCAGCAGCAGCGAUAUAUAUAUAUAUAUUUUUUUUUUUUUGGUUUAAAAAUGUGAGAAUUAUUUUUUUCUGAGGGGUGGGCUCUUCAAUUUGUUUAUUUCUUUUAUUUUUUUUAAAGCAAAAUUGUAGCAUCUUUGAACAGGCAGCUGUGACUUUUCUUUUUGUCCCCCCCCCCCUUACAGAGCGUCACAACUUGUUUUUCUUUUUUUUAAAAGACAUAAAAAGGAGCUUUUUAAGAUUUAUUUUGAUGCUUAAAGCAGUUUGGCUCUGUGAGGAUUUAGCACUGGGCAACUUCAGGAGGUGUUUUUUUGUUUUUUGUUGUGGGUUUGCAGACGCCAAGUGUUUUUCUCAGAUGCGCUCUGGGCAUCUUGAAUCGUUCCCCCUCUCUGGUACUUAGAAGCUUUGAUUUGAAACAGUUUCUGCUUAAAAUUCGACAAAAUUUCUUCUAUAGCUCAGCUAAGUGCCAGAGAGGGCGCUCAGUUAUGCAGGAGGGGGUUUCUGGAUGAGCGUUUGUAGCACUGUGAUCCUCUUGAACCUGUUCCAUGUUUGUGUGACAGAUGAUCAAAGUGCUGUGAUUUGUUCUCAGCAGCUCGAUCCAGUGACCCUGAGGGCGAUCUCCAUACGAGGUGUUUAUGAAUCAUUUUGAGGAAAAAGAAUUGUAAAUGAUUCAUUGUUUACACUAAGUCGUUUACAGUUGGAAAAAAAAAAUGAAAAAAUACUUUUGCUUCAUGGGUGGAGGAGGUAGAAUUUAUUUUGUUUCCCCUUGAAUGAAUUUCAGGAUUUAUAUUGAAGCAAAACCAAAAAAGUGUGUGUGUGUGAAAGAGAGAGAGAGAGAGGAUGUGAGGGCGAGACAUUUAGGUGUGUGCGUGUGUGUGAGUGAGACAGGAUGUGAGUGCGAGACAUUUGGUGUGUGUGUGUGUGUGUGUGUGAGAAAGAUAAAAGGGGUGAUUGGCAGUUUGGUUCAGAAUCUACGUUCACAUGCAGCUCACAACAGUUAUUUUUUUUUUUUGGCAAAAUCUGAUUUCAGUAGAAAUGGAGUCAGCCUGGUCACUCGUGGUCGACCGUUAAAUUUGAAAUAACACUAAACCUGUUCUGUGGCUGCAUGUGAGCGCAACAGUCGUAUGUAAGGUUUUUCUUUUCAUGUGCAGACCUGUGUCACGUUUCUGUUGGCGAUGAACGAUGUCUUAAAUAUCAGUAUGAGUGUUUACAGUUGUCAGGGAUCUGCUUUAUGUUGUUUCUCUCUUUUUCCAUCUCCCUCGUCCUCCAGGAGUUCAAGUUUGUGGACACGAGAUCUCAUUUCUAACCGGAAAUGUUCCCACUUUUAUGUUCUUCUCGAUGUUUUGUGUUCCCUGAUCACGUUUACCACGGUUAUCCCAUGACCUCCUUUGUGACCGAAAACAUCUCAGACCCCUCAAAGAAAAACUAUCCUCAACAGCAACUUGAGUUUGAUUCUGUUUGCUCCGAGCUUCUGUUCAAUCAGUGAUGAAAUCUCACUCACCAGAGUCAGUGUUGAGAUUUCAGGAAGAAGAAAGUUUGGACUUUAAAGGACUUCCUUUAGUGAAACAAUAUUAGAACUGAUAGAAGCGAUGGUCGGAGCCCGAAUGAUGAAACACAAGUUGUUUUAAAGUUAUUUAAUUUUGUGUUAAGGUAAAGUAAAUGUAUCUGUCGUCACAAAGGAGGUUAUGAUGAAUGCAGUAAUGAAUGUUGAGUGUUGAUUUUGUCAUCGGGUGUUUGUUUGUGUGUGUGUGUGUGUGUGUGUGUGUGUGUGUGUGUGUGUGUGUGUGUGUGUGUGUGUGCGUGUGCACUCUGACCUGUCGGGUCUGUAGUGCUGUAAGGGAGUGGGAGGGAUAUUUGUCCAAAACCUGUUUAAAAAAGUAUAACUGUUAAAAAAUAAAAAAUAAAAAAAGGAGUAAAGAAAAAAGGGAAUCAGGAAAGGUUGGGGUUUGGGAACAGAAUUACUGUUUUGGCAUCGCUGCUUCGGCUCUGCAAAUUCUUAAUUGGUGAAAUUCCAAAAAAUUGCAUUAAUGGGCGAACUGCCCCGUAAUAGUUUUACCGUGCAUCACUAAAUUGAAUUGGACGUAUUAUUUGCUGCACUAACGAAGACUCACCCGCGUUGCCGGGCAGCGAUUUGAGCCAAAUUUAACGACAAACUCAGCAGAUUUGUCGCAGGAAGCUGAGGAAGAAUUUAACAGCAUUAGGUCAACGUAACGGCGACAUUACGACUCAUAAUUGGCUCUGACGUAUUUUGGUUUAAAUGUAGCUCAGGUUAGCACAACAGCAGUAUUUCUCUAUUACAUGGGUAGAUUGAAGGUGCAGGACAGUUUGACAUUAAAUUGGAUUGUAAAAAAAAAAACAACGUUGGCUCAAUUGAUCCUUCAUAUAAAAAUGCUUACGUACGGUAUUCCGUUUUUUCUUUAGUUGUCUUAUUUGUAGUUAUUGGUCCCCUGGUGGCCCCUUGGUGCACUGCAUCCUUUUGGACUAAAAAUACUACAGCCCUUAUCCAGACUCUGUAUUUUGAGAAUUGGUAAAUGAUUUUCCUCAGUAAUUGUCCCAUAAAUCUCUGUUGUGCCACUAGAUUAAAGAAAAACGAAUGCUUUUCAUUGGGUGUAACUGAAAAACUGUUUGUUUUUUUUGUUUUUUCCCUGUUUCCUUACGAAAAUGCAUCGACGCAGCACCAAGGUCUGUCAGCUCCUUGUGUGACUCACUCUGUCCUCUCCUGUUGUAACAUGGAAAUACUCGCAGGGCUCUAAAAUUCAAUAAAUUGAACAGAAAUUUA
Messenger RNA from Hippoglossus stenolepis (Pacific halibut), 6730 nucleotides. RefSeq names its product probable ATP-dependent RNA helicase ddx6. Gene Ontology annotation, molecular function: RNA helicase activity; ATP binding; mRNA binding. Gene Ontology annotation, biological process: cytoplasmic stress granule assembly; P-body assembly. Bases 1026 to 2495 code for a protein of 489 amino acids. The record is from RefSeq and is a predicted model, not a curated record. The transcript has 13 exons. Gene Ontology annotation, cellular component: cytoplasmic stress granule; P-body. NCBI's taxonomy places the organism in Eukaryota, Metazoa, Chordata, Actinopteri, Pleuronectiformes, Pleuronectidae.